This is a messenger RNA of Austrofundulus limnaeus, 1554 nucleotides long. It is a transcript of the gene cunh7orf57, whose product is annotated as chromosome unknown C7orf57 homolog. The coding region runs from base 147 to 809 and encodes 220 amino acids. The record is from RefSeq and is a predicted model, not a curated record. NCBI's taxonomy places the organism in Eukaryota, Metazoa, Chordata, Actinopteri, Cyprinodontiformes, Rivulidae. The transcript is spliced from 8 exons.
CUUGAUUUGUGAACCGGAAGUCAGCCUCAGGUGCCGCAGGAAGCUUUCAGCCUUGUCCGAAUAAAAAGAAGAUAACAGAUUUUAUCAGCAGCUAUCCUAGUUUUGUUACAAAGCAUUACUCCUGUAAGCUUUUGUGUUCGGCUAAAAUGAGCGCUGUUGUACCCAACCAUCGAAGGACCAAACCUGGUGGCAUCAAGCCAGGUGCUGCUAACAGCGGUGUGACCGGACCAACUUCCCAGAUUCCUGGUCUGUGUCAGACCGCCAACGAAAUCAGUACACAGGUGGAAAGGAUCAGCGGGCGGCGAGUGGGAAUAUUUGAGAGCGACUCUGACUAUGUGAAGCUGGCGAAGCAGGGUGGUCACAAAGGGCUCCUGAGUCAUGAUGUGGAUGUGGACGACAAACCGAAGAAACCGUACAUCCCACCCAACUUGUUUGGAGGUGACGAGUCAAAGAGUGGAAGUAAAGCAACGUCUCCGGACAGCCAGAUGAAGGCUGGCAGGCAGCCUCUCGCUGCUCCGUUUGGCACUGAUAACGGCACACCCUGGGAGAGAGAGGCUGAUGGUGUCUCCCAGGAUAAGGAGAUGAUGUCUCCAGAUUCUGCUGCCCACCAGAUGGAGGGGCUGUCAUUAACCAAUAAGUACAAGAGAAUAUCCUACGACAAAAAGGCUCCUCCAGUCAGCAUGUCCAAGCUGCUCAGUCAUGGCUACGUAGAGGAGAAGAAGAAAUCUCCCAAUGAUGACGAUGCCUCAAGCGUGACCUCAGAACAGACCAGCACCAACAUGACUGAGGACCUGGACGAUCUGGAGUAGUGCGCUGAAGUCCACAGGAAAAAUAAACCGUGGGAGUUUCCUCCCACCAUUCCCCUUUGGGUUCACUUACAUUUACUGUACAUCCACUGACUGUUAGGUUUUUGUACUCAUGUUUAUGCAAAUAUGCUGUCCUCCUUAUUUAUUUGCUUCACUUUGUUUCCAGGAAAAAAAAAACGUGAAGAUGGUGGUUUGUGUGUAGAUUUGUCAGUGUUGGUUGUGUUUUUCUUUCAGUAUUCCUCGAUUUGAAAGACAAAGUCAUACAGGGCUGGAAACUAACAGCUGCUGCUUUGUUUACAGUUUUCCUUUCUUUGUUUGUGCUGCUGUUAGUUUCCCUCCCUGGUUGUAUGAAGAUCGAGUUGGUGAAGUCGUAAUGUUUGUGCGAAUAAGUAGUGGUUUCUAGUGAUGUGAAAUACAGUUUGUUUUGACAAAGGAAACCUGACGUUAGAAGGGAUGUGAAAGGUAUUUGUGUUUUUGUUGGUGGAUUAGAUGAUUUGGAUGGUCAGAGCUACUGUGGUGAAAAGUAGCUGAAAUAUUAUUUUUUUUAACAUGCAAAAGGUUACACUAUUAACUCUCACUGCUGAGCUGCAUUUAUAGUUUACCUGCCAAAUUAAAAGCUAAACAAACGUAACAAAUCACACAAAGCUGAGUAAACUCUGCCAGCAAUAGUGCCAAGCUUUCCUGUCGCUGUUAAAAACCUGAUUUCAUUCCACACAUAAUAAAAAGUGGCUUUCCUCUAAACUGAAAA